Messenger RNA from Pipistrellus kuhlii (Kuhl's pipistrelle), 3936 nucleotides. It is a transcript of the gene KIRREL1, whose product is annotated as kirre like nephrin family adhesion molecule 1. Bases 104 to 2407 code for a protein of 767 amino acids. Gene Ontology annotation, cellular component: cell-cell junction. The transcript has 15 exons. Gene Ontology annotation, biological process: cell-cell adhesion. Gene Ontology annotation, molecular function: cell adhesion molecule binding. The record is from RefSeq and is a predicted model, not a curated record. NCBI's taxonomy places the organism in Eukaryota, Metazoa, Chordata, Mammalia, Chiroptera, Vespertilionidae.
GUGUGCGCGCGUGUGCUGGGCGGGCGGGCGGGGGCGGCUCCUCCUCCGGCCCGCGGCUCGCCGCUCGCCAACUCCGGCCCGGCGCGGGCGCACGGCGGGCAGCAUGCUGAGCCUCCUCGUCUGGAUCCUCACUCUCUCCGACACUUUCUCCCAAGGGACCCAGACGCGCUUCAGCCAGGAGCCAGCCGACCAGACCGUGGUGGCCGGACAGCGGGCCGUGCUCCCCUGCGUGCUGCUCAACUACUCGGGGAUCGUGCAAUGGACCAAGGACGGGCUGGCGCUGGGCAUGGGCCAGGGGCUCAAAGCCUGGCCUCGGUACCGGGUCGUGGGCUCCGCGGACGCCGGGCAGUACAACCUGGAGAUCACGGACGCCGAGCUGUCUGACGACGCCUCGUACGAGUGCCAGGCCACGGAGGCCGCCCUGCGCUCCCGGCGGGCCAAGCUCACUGUGCUCAUCCCCCCGGAGGACACCAGGAUCGACGGGGGCCCCGUGCUUCUGCUGCAGGCGGGCAUCCCCCACAACCUCACCUGCCGCGCCUUCAGUGCCAAGCCCGCGGCCACCAUCACCUGGUUCCGGGACGGGGCGCAGCAGGAGGGCGCCGUGGCCAGCACGGAGCUGCUGAAGGACGGGAAGCGGGAGACCACCGUCAGCCAGCUGCUCAUCAACCCCACGGACCUGGACAUCGGGCGCGUCUUCACCUGCCGCAGCGCCAACGAGGCCGUCCCCAGCGGCAGGGAGACCUCCAUCGAGCUGGAUGUGCACCACCCUCCCACGGUGACCCUGUCCAUCGAGCCACAGACGGUGCAGGAGGGCGAGCGCGUUGUCUUUACGUGCCAGGCCACAGCCAACCCCGAGAUCCUGGGCUACAGGUGGGCCAAGGGCGGCUUCUCCAUCGAAGAUGCCCACGAGAGUCGCUAUGAGACGAAUGUCGACUAUUCCUUCUUCACAGAGCCUGUGUCCUGUGAGGUUUACAACAAAGUGGGCAGCACCAAUGUCAGCACUUUGGUGAAUGUCCACUUCGCCCCCCGGAUUGUGGUUGACCCUAAACCUACGACCACGGACAUUGGCUCUGACGUGACGCUCACCUGUGUCUGGGUUGGGAAUCCCCCCCUCACCCUCACCUGGACCAAGAAGGACUCCAACAUGGGGCCCAGGCCUCCUGGCUCCCCACCCGAGGCUGCUCUCUCUGCCCAGGUCCUGAGCAACAGCAACCAGCUGCUGCUGAAGUCGGUGACCCAGGCGGACGCCGGCACCUACACCUGCCGGGCCAUCGUGCCCCGCAUCGGAGUGGCCGAGCGGGAGGUGCCGCUCUACGUCAACGGGCCCCCCAUUAUCUCCAGCGAGGCGGUGCAGUACGCCGUGCGGGGGGACGGCGGCAAGGUGGAGUGCUUCAUCGGGAGCACGCCCCCCCCAGAUCGCAUUGCGUGGGCCUGGAAGGAGAACUUCCUGGAGGUGGGCACCCUGGAGCGCUACACAGUGGAGAGGACCAACUCGGGCAGCGGCGUGCUGUCCACGCUCACCAUCAACAACGUCAUGGAGGCCGACUUCCAGACCCACUACAACUGCACGGCCUGGAACAGCUUCGGCCCGGGCACCGCCAUCAUCCAGCUGGAGGAGCUAGAGGUGCUGCCUGUGGGCAUCAUCGCGGGAGCCACCAUCGGGGCCGGCAUCCUGCUCACCUUCUCCCUCAUCGCCCUUGUGUUCUUCCUCUACCGGCGGCGCAAAGGCAGUCGCAAGGACGUGACCCUCAGGAAGCUGGACAUCAAGGUGGAGACCGUGAACCGGGAGCCGCUCACCAUGCACUCUGACCGGGAGGAUGACACCGCCAGCGUCUCCACGGCCACCCGCGUCAUGAAAGCCAUCUACUCAUCCUUCAAGGACGACGUGGACUUGAAGCAGGACCUGCGCUGUGACACCCUCGACACCCGGGAGGAGUAUGAAAUGAAGGACCCCACCAACGGCUACUACAACGUGCGCGCCCACGAGGACCGGCCGGCCUCGCGCACGGUGCUCUACGCCGACUACCGCGCGCCCGGGCCCGCGCGCUUCGACGGCCGCCCGGCCUCGCGCCUCUCGCACUCGAGCGGCUACGCGCAGCUCAGCUCCUACGGCCGCGCGCCCGCCGCCGACUUCCCCGAGCCCGCGCCCGCCGCGCCCGCCGCCGACACGGCCAGCCAGCUGUCCUACGACAACUACGACAAGUUCGGCGCCCACCCGUUCCCCGGGGCCGCGGGCUACCCCACCUACCGGCUGGGCUACCCGCAGGCGCCCGCCGGCCUGGAGCGGACCCCCUUCGAGGCCUACGACCCCAUCGGCAAGUUCGCCACGGCCACGCGCUUCUCCUACACGUCGCAGCACUCGGACUUCGGGCAGCGCUUCCAGCAGCGCAUGCAGACGCACGUGUAGCCGGCAGGGGGCGCUCUGCGGGCGGAGGGCAGCUCUGCGGGCGGCAGGGGGCGCUCUGCGGACAGAGGAGGAGCGGGCCCCCUGAUAUUCAGGGGCGCUGCUUGCCCGCAGCUCCUGUCCCCAACCAACCAACCUCCCUCCUUCCGCCCUGGCAGGUGGGGGGACAGGUCUCCCCCCGAAACAUCCACCUGAGGUGCUUGCUCUGUGCUGCCCAGCCUCCUGGGCCUGCCCUUCCCUCCUCCGCGGGAGGGUGGGGCUGGGAAGGGGAAGGUCGUGGAGAGCAGAGGGGGCGCUUUUUGGCAUUCCUGUCCCGCCCCCCUGGUCUCCCAGGACGGGGCUGGGGGUUCGUGUGGGAGGGGGUCGGCUCUGGCCUAGGGGGCCGCAUGCAGUCUAGGGGUGAGUGUUGGCGCUGGCACAUAGAGGUGGACACAGGCUGGCCUGGCCGGUCCUCUGUCAUCUGCAUUCGUACCCCGGUGUAUCCCCUUCCUUCCUCGGGACUGCAGAAGGUCCUGGGGUUUAUUGGACCUUGGCCUAGGGAACAGCCCUGGCACUGAGUUCAAAUCCAGCCCUCCUCCAGGGAGAUGAAAAUGCCCGCCCUCCUGGCUGCCUGCUACGGAUGCCCGUCUGUCAGUCUGCAGAGGGACCAGGCUGCCCCCCUUACCUUCUCUGUGCGGGGCUAGCCAGACAUGUCAGGGGUCAUGGUGGAAGAAGGAAAGGCCAGGAACCACGUCCUGACUCACCAGCAAGAUGACUGUAUGUGACCCAGCCGUUUGCAGAAGCCACGCUAGGGGUGCCCACCCAAGCCUUUCUCUCCCCAGGCUGCCCCCCUUCCUGCCUGGGGAGGUGUGGGUGAGAGGGGAGGAGUCUUAUAGGCUAUUUUUUCAAAGAAAAAACAAAACAAAAAACCCUCCCCAAUAACAAUAAACAUCUCAUUUGGGGGAAAAAAAGGUAACAGUAAAGCUGUAAGGAUUCCCCCGCCCAAAUACCAGUCCCAGGGGGAAGGAGAGGGCACCUGCCCGUCACCAGCUUCCUGGCACCGUCCACUACUCUGUCUCCGAGCCUGUCUCUGAACACCCGGCGGUGAGGCCAGUCUGCGGACGGGCUGACAGGCUUAGGGAGGGGACCCGGCUCUCAGACACCCUGCACCACCCCAAGCCCACCACGGCCUAGAGGCCACCUUCUGAGGGGGGUGAGAUGCGCUCUUCACACGGGUUUUGCUUAAGCGUCUUUCCCCCCCUCUUGGAUCCAUCCUGUUCCUCCGCUUCGCAGUGCCUUGCGCUCAGGUUGGCCGGCCCUGUGUGGGAGGCUUGCGGGGAGCGGGCAUUCUGAGCCCCAGACACUGUCAAGCGUUGCAGGUUUUCGGGAACAGGGGCCAGGGGGCUGGUAGGAGGAAGGGAAGACUGGGUAAGGUGGUCCAGAGGGCACUGCAGGCGGCCGCGGCCCAGGCUGAUACCCACACAUGCACACGCUCGGUCCCCAUGGCUUUCAGCCACCACCUGCUAACCAAAGAGAACCAGCACUCCAAAGAA